This is a messenger RNA of Meyerozyma guilliermondii ATCC 6260, 882 nucleotides long. It is a transcript of the gene MEC3, whose product is annotated as Mec3p. NCBI's taxonomy places the organism in Eukaryota, Fungi, Ascomycota, Pichiomycetes, Serinales, Debaryomycetaceae. Gene Ontology annotation, biological process: mitotic DNA replication checkpoint signaling; double-strand break repair via homologous recombination; nucleotide-excision repair. The record is from RefSeq and is a predicted model, not a curated record. The transcript has a single exon. Gene Ontology annotation, cellular component: site of double-strand break; checkpoint clamp complex. Bases 1 to 882 code for a protein of 293 amino acids.
AUGAAACUCAAACUACAGGCUCGAAAUACCGAGACAAUCAGGACUACACUUUCGCUUGUCAGUCUGCUUCGCAAAUUUGUGGUACUACGAUUCACCCCAGAAAAAUUGAUAGUGAUUCUGGUUCAUCCUACUGCCAUGGUCCCCGAGCCCCAAGCAUGGUGCAAACUCAACGUAAAGUCUGUGUUUGACAGUAUUGAAAUACAAUCGCUACAUGAAAACGUGAUUCUGCUCGAAGUCAACAUUGAUCUAUUUCUACAAACCCUCCGAAAUUACGAUAAAGCAAGCAGCGACAUUCUUAAUAUUCGACUACAAAAGAAGGACUCAAAUGGUGAAGAAGGGAGUUCUGGUUCCAGCGGAAGAAAUGCAUCAUUGGCACUUUUCUACACGAACACUUCUGUUGGAAUGCGCCCGGUGAACCACACCUUCAAAAUUCCCGUGAAAAUCUUAAAAUCUGCUGGCCAGGAAUAUGUGGAGCCGCAGAUACUGGAUGUAGACUUGAUGUUGAAGCUUCCACAGCAUUUUAGCGGUGCGUUUCGACGACUUGAUAAAUUCGACAGUAACCAAUUGGUGAAAAUACAAGCCCAAGGCAAAGAUGGGGGUUCAAUUCGGUUCAUAGUGGACCAGGAAAACAAGAUCAAGGUUAUAAUACGUUGGAAUAGUAAGUUAGAGAUCUACAACCCGGCUGAUAUUGGAGAGGGAGAAUCACUUCGACUGACAAUAGACCAUAGUCAAUUGGGCCAGAAUGAAGAGCACGAUAUCCUCGUACAUAUCAAGGACUUAACAAUGGCUUCCAAAAAUCGUUUCCACCUGUCAAAAUGUUAUCUUCUUGAUGUCACUGAACCGGGCAUGCGUGGUACAUGGACUACUCAAAGACUCCGAUGA